This is a messenger RNA of Daktulosphaira vitifoliae (grape phylloxera), 1270 nucleotides long. RefSeq lists its product as uncharacterized. The transcript has 7 exons. NCBI's taxonomy places the organism in Eukaryota, Metazoa, Arthropoda, Insecta, Hemiptera, Phylloxeridae. The coding region runs from base 339 to 1187 and encodes 282 amino acids. The record is from RefSeq and is a predicted model, not a curated record.
UAAUUUUAAAUAAUGUCAAAGAAAUAUAAGAAAUUAUGGUAAUAUUAAUGUAUAAAUCAACACAGUUGUCUACGAUAAAAUAAUUCAAAGUGUAAUAAAAUAAUAGAAGAUGAGAAGGAUCACAAAUCGUAACAAGUUAAAGAUAUUACCCCUAAACAUUUUUAAAAUUUCCCUUGUUCUAGAAGGAAUACACUGACAUUCAUGAAUAUUAUAUAAUCUAAUUGACAUAGAAAAAAGUUCAUAAGAUAUGAAAUUAAACUUAUAAAAAAUUGUUUUACUUUUUAAAAGUCGAAAAAGUAAUUUUUAAAUUUAAAUUAGCUUAAAUUUCUAAUUUUAUUAUGCGUCAAAAGCGACGAAGAGUUGCCAAAUUAGUAACACUUGUGUCUUUCACACUUCAGAUAAUAUAUCAUUUAUCAGAUGUUGAAAAGUGUACAUAUUUGAAAACUAACGGAAAAUGUCUAAAUUUUAAAUUUAAAUUCAAUCCAGUUGAUGAAGAUUGGAAAAGAAACAAAUGUGAAAGUUUGGGAUUUACGUUUAUACAACAUAAGAAAUUUCAGUCAGUUUUAUGUCAAAAUUACGAUACAGAAGAAUUAUAUAAAGUAUUUUCUGAACUAAUAUGUGGAGAUUCAAAAUAUCUAAAAAAACUACAAAAAAAUAUUUGUUUAAGCAUAAAAACAAAUGAUGACAUUAAAAAUCUUUUUGCUGAUGAAGAAUCAUUUAAUGAUUAUCUAAAUCAUCAUAUAAUAUUUGAAAAUCCAGUUUCACCAUAUGAAAAAGAUGGAACAGAAGAAUGUCCGAUUUGCUUGAAAAAUGACCAAUUAUCUGUUCUUUUGAACAAGUGUCUCCACUCUUUAUGUAAUAAUUGUGCUGAUAUACUAGUAGGUAGAAAUGAAAAGAAAUGUCCACUUUGUAGAACAAGAUUUAGUCAUUACAUAGACGAAGUCGAAGGUAAUGUAAUUAGUAAAUGUAGUUUGAUAGAAUAUGUUGCUGUAGCACAUUACCUGGAUGUGUGUAUUUUUUUGUGCAUAAGAAAAGGUGAAUGGGUGUAUUUUGACAAAAACGGGCCUAAUUACUCUAAAAAACAUAUGGACGGCAAAAAGUGUAUUUAUCUCUUCUAUAAUGAGCAUGAGAAAACUAUUGGAGUUGUCGUUGACACAGAAGACUAUCUAAGUUUGAAGAGAUUAUAACGUUUUAAAUAUAUUUAAAGAAGAUAAAUGUUCUAUUAUAAUAUCUUUAUUUUAGCUUGGAUGUUUAAUAAUAAUUAUAAAAA